CUGAUAGAGAGUUCGGUGAUCUGUUAAUAACGCCUGGCAGCAUGGCGAACCUCACGGACGCGACAUCACUGAAGCAAUUUGAGGAAUUAUUAAAAAAUAACAGCAAGUCCCUCACCGUUGUCCAUUUCCAUGCGCCAUGGGCUCCGCAGUGUUCACAGAUGAACGAUGUGAUGGCAGAAUUAGCCAAAGAGCACAAACACACCAUGUUUGUGAAGCUGGAGGCUGAGGCAGUCCCGGAGGUUUCUGAGAAGUACGAGAUCACUUCAGUUCCCACCUUCCUCUUCUUCAAGGGCGGUGAGAAGAUUGACAGGUUGGAUGGUGCGCAUGCCCCUGAGCUGACCAAUAAGGUGCAGCGGCUGGGGUCCAGUGGGGGCGGGGCUGCAGGGGUGGGGGACGUCCCUAAAGAGGAUCUCAACGAGAGACUGAAGAGGCUGAUCAACGCCGCACCCUGCAUGCUCUUCAUGAAGGGAUCGCCCCAGGAGCCUCGCUGUGGCUUUAGUCGUCAGAUUAUUCAAAUUUUGAAGGACCACAAUGUACAGUACAGCACUUUUGACAUCCUCUCGGACGAAGAGGUCAGACAGGGUCUCAAGGUCUUCUCCAACUGGCCCACUUAUCCACAAGUCUACGUUAAGGGAGAUCUCAUCGGGGGACUGGACAUCAUGAAGGAGCUGGUCGAGUCUGGUGAACUAGAGAAUACUUUCCCCAAGACCGUCUCGCUGGAAAACAGGCUGAAAUCUCUAAUCAAUAAAUCACCCGUCAUGCUCUUCAUGAAAGGCAAUAAAGAGACUGCCAAGUGUGGAUUCAGCCGUCAGAUACUUGAAAUAAUGAACAGCACCGGUGUUGAAUAUAAUACAUUUGACAUAUUGGAAGAUGAAGAGGUUAGACAAGGACUCAAGACGUUCUCCAACUGGCCGACAUUCCCACAGCUGUACGUUAAAGGGGAUCUCAUCGGAGGAUUGGACAUAGUCAAGGAGCUGAAAGAGAGCGGUGAGCUGGUGUCUGUCUUGAAAGGAGAAAACUGAACUAUUCCAGCUUUGAAGAACACCUGUAACCUGCACAUCUAACCUCAGGACUGGAGAACUCGCAUUAGACUUAUUCCAUCCAAGUUUGAAACUUUGCUGUAAUAAAUCCAAAAAAUCCAAUUGUGUUCCCAUUGGUUUUGGUUGCACUGAAAUAUUUUAGACCUUGUGCACACCUGGUGUUUAUAUCCAUCUCUGGUGAUCUGAUUACAAGUGGUCAGUCGACACCGCCUGGUUUUGACUUGUCUUAAAUGUUAAAUGUCUCCUGUGACCAAGUUAAGCCAGAGAAUGUCCCUUCCCUUGCAACCAUUUUCAAUAAAAAUGGCAUUGGUCAUGAUCCAAGUCCUAGACAUGUCUGUGUAUGGGAAUAUUCUUUCAAAUUUGCUAGUUAUUUACUAUUUAAAUGCAGUGAUUACGUGUUAGUCCUUUGCUAUUUUCUGGGAUGCCGCAGUGUGCAUUCCCAUUAAUAUCAAUCCUGUUUUUCUUUAAUGUCUCAGUCAAUGAUUUGGCAUGUAAAACCAUCUUGUGUGAAUCGGUGCCCUAAUUAAAGAGCUCAACGGA
Molecule: messenger RNA, 1580 nt
Organism: Pimephales promelas (fathead minnow)
Lineage: Eukaryota; Metazoa; Chordata; Actinopteri; Cypriniformes; Leuciscidae
Gene: glrx3
Product: glutaredoxin 3
Biological process (GO): intracellular iron ion homeostasis
Cellular component (GO): nucleus; cytosol
Source: RefSeq, a predicted model, not a curated record